Molecule: messenger RNA, 733 nt
Organism: Zophobas morio
Lineage: Eukaryota; Metazoa; Arthropoda; Insecta; Coleoptera; Tenebrionidae
Product: glutathione S-transferase 1-like
Exons: 3
Coding region: 48-692 (214 amino acids)
Biological process (GO): glutathione metabolic process
Molecular function (GO): glutathione transferase activity
Source: RefSeq, a predicted model, not a curated record
AGGAUCAGCAUUCAGUCGGCUAGCGUCUACCCUCCGGCGCACACACCAUGGCACCCAAGCUCUACGUCAUGUACGCCAGCCCCCCGUGCAGGACCGUCCUCAUGGUGGCCAAGGCCAUCGGGCUCGAGCUCGACGUCGAGGAGGUCGAGAAGGAGGCGCUGCGCACCCCCGAGAUGCUGGAGCUCAACCCCCAGCACACCGUGCCCAUCCUGGUCGAUGACGAUUUCGUGAUCUGGGACAGCCAUGCGAUCGCAGGGUAUUUGGUAGGGCAGUACGCCGAGGACGACACGUUGUACCCCAAGGACGACGUGCGCAAAAGGGCGGUUAUCGAUCAGAGGCUGCACUUUGAAAAUGGGGUGUUGUACGUGCGAUGUUGCACGGCUUCCUUUCCUCUGUUCACCGGGACUGGAGACAUCUCCGACGACGACCGCGACAAGCUGAUCGAAGCCUACGGCUUCCUCGAAGAGUUCCUAAGUGGCCAUCCGUGGCUAGCCGGCGACGACAUGUCCAUCGCCGACUUGAGCAUCCUGGCGACGGUGGCCACCGCGGAUCUUUUCAUCCCGGUGGAAGCCGACCGCUUCCCGCAGCUCUCCGACUGGCUGAAGACCGGCAAAGAACUCCCCUACUUCGAGGAGUGCAACGCCGUAGGCCUGGCCAAGUUCAAGGACAUGCUCCCCACCCCGGAAGCGUAGUCCCCUCAGGUGCUUUAGUCGCAAUAAAUCAUCCCACAGAC